Messenger RNA from Stereum hirsutum FP-91666 SS1, 2089 nucleotides. RefSeq lists its product as uncharacterized. Lineage: Eukaryota; Fungi; Basidiomycota; Agaricomycetes; Russulales; Stereaceae. The record is from RefSeq and is a predicted model, not a curated record. Bases 34 to 1995 code for a protein of 653 amino acids. The transcript is spliced from 3 exons.
CUUGUCCGACUUUCAACCGUCGAGUAGAUAGCCAUGUCUCUCCCUUGCUUUACUAAGACGCCUUUCUCCCCGAAUCCUCUUCGCACCAAGGCGGACCUUGGGCAAUUCCUCACAGAGCUCCUCGACCCCCUCGCCUCUCACACAUCUCCAGGUGGCGCCCGUAUCCAUCUUGGUUACACUGGGACCCACUUUGACGAAGCGGCCGCCCAUCUCGAGGGGUUCUCAAGGCCCAUCUGGGGUCUUUCAGCUCUGUUGGCUGGUGGAGGCGAAUAUGCUGGUGCAGAGAGAUGGGUUCGAGGUUUUGCGAAUGGGACGAAUCCACAGAGUGAGGAGUUUUGGGGCCCGAUGCGGAACAAGGAUCAGAGGAUGGUGGAAUGUUCGGCUAUUGGGUUUUCUAUUUCAGUCGCAAGGGAGAAACUGUGGGAUCCGUUGAGUGCCGAAGAUAAAGAGCAUUUCGAGAAGUGGCUCGGUGGGAUGAACGACAAGGAGAUGCCGAACACGAACUGGCUUUGGUUCAGGGUUUUUGCGAAUCUUGGAUUGUCGAAAGUGGGAUCGACCUACUAUGAUGCUGCCAGAAUGAAAGCCGACCUGGACCAUCUCGACACUUUCUACAUCGGUGACGGAUGGUCUCGCGACGGUCCGGAAGGAGUCGUUCAGCUUGACUACUACUCAUCUUCCUUCGCCAUCCAAUAUGCCCAACUUGUCUACUCGAAGCUUGCACAGGAUAUUGACCCAGAACGUUGCGAAGAAUUCCGUAACCGCGCUCGUAAAUUCGCUCUCGACUUCGUGCACUACUUCGACGAUGAAGGCCGUGCGGUGCCGUUUGGACGGAGUUUGACCUAUCGCUUCGCUAUGUCCUCUUUCUGGGGCGCGCUCGCUUUCGCCGACGUUACACCACCCGCUCCCCUUACCUGGGGCGUCGUCAAAGCCCUCCAGCUGCGCAAUAUUCGCUAUUGGGCGGCCCAGCCAGGAGCGUACAACUCCGACGGCACGCUCACCAUCGGCUUCCUGUACCCCAACCUCAAUAUCACAGAGAACUACAACUCACCUGGAUCGCCCUAUUGGUGCUGCAAGUCUUUCAUCGCGCUGUCGCUACCCGAGAGUCACCCGUUCUGGACUGCUGAGGAAGAAAAUCUGCCCCCACAACUCCGCGACGUGGUCAAGCCCUUGAAGCAGCCAUUCCACAUCGCCACCAACAAAGGUGGCCAUACUUACAUCCUAUCCUCGGGCCAGCAGUGCUCCUACCCUGUCAAGCAGAGUGCUGCGAAGUACGGUAAAUUCGCCUAUUCGACAGCAUUUGGAUAUAGCGUUCCUUCGGGCAAUCUUACGCUCGAGGAGCUCGGAGGUGAUAAUGCCCUCGCUCUAAGCGACGACGAGGGCGAGACAUGGAAGUGCCGCCGCGUCACUAGGGAAGCAAGGUUCGAGGAGGGUAAAGAUGGCCAGGUAUGGUUGAGGUCGAUGUGGUAUCCGUGGAAAGGCGUGGAGGUAGAGACUUGGCUCGUCCCGCCUCACGACGACGCGCCGUUGUGGCAUCUCCGAGUCCACCGCAUUCGCACCGAUCGGGCCUUGAAGUCCGCGGAAGGUGGCUGGGCGAUCCACGGUCAGCGGGAGGAUGGAAGGGCCUUGGAACCGCUCGAGUCAGACUCUGAGGCUUUCGGAACAUGGGAGCGUGGGACGGAGGGUAGAGCGGCCUCCCAGGCCGGUGUCGUGGGCCUUGUGGCGGUGGACGGUGUCGGUGCUCAGAAGGGUAGGACCGCGGUGGCACUGAGAACCGACGCGAACACGAACCUAAUGGUCCCCCGCGCGGUGAUGCCCACGCUGGUCGGUGACGUCGUCAAGGGGGAGAAGGAUGUCUGGCUCGUUAGCUGUGUUUUUGGCUUGCCGACAGAAGGGGACGCAAGUGGCGCGGCGGCCGGAUGGAUGGCGCAGUGGAAGAAACGUCCGGUAGUGCCAAAAGAGAUACAGGAUCUCUUGGACGAGAGUUUGCGUUCGUGAGUACGGUGUAUUGAUGACAUGUGUGUGUAACAGAUCCUUGAAGUUGUCCUCACUUGAGCGGCUCUUUUUUUGAGUGGCUCAUGGGUGGCUGAAA